UGCCCACUGAAUACCCCUGGAUUCGUUGAUCUGUUCCCAAAGUCCGAACCAAUUGACUCUAUAAAGGCUUCUUCUCUGUGCUUCGAGACGACCAGAGAAGUCCUCGAAUCGGUGAUUUCGCCAAUGGCGUACGUUGAGCGAGGUGUGGUGAAAUCCAAGAGAUCAAUAUGGCGACUUAAAACUAUCACAGACUUAUUCUGGGCAAUUGUGAAUUUCAUAGGCGUGUUUUUCACUACAAUGUUUUCGAUGCAAAAGUCCGAUGCUUAUAGGAAAGGCUCCGGUUCUGGCAAGAAAUGGGAUGGUGGUGGCGGCCCGGGAGGUUCCGGAAGGGGUCCAUACGGUGGGGGUCCUCGUGGCCCACCACGCGGAUUGGAUAAUGUCCGCGGAAUUGACCACAGUUCGUUGCCUGCCUGUGGCUCUUGCUGUGGUUGAGGGUAUUAUCCUCCUGCUUUCAGAAGCAUUGAAGUGUCUAUGAUGCCUAUAUUUGAAAGGACAAAGUCUCAAUUUACUCGUGUGUGUACUUUAGCAUCAGUCCUGGAUCGCAUUAAUGCUAGUAAAAACUUCUAAGAGGACAGGAAUUGGUACUUGGGAGAUUAUCUUUCUUAUGAGCAUAUAAUGGUUCGAAAGUUUGUUGAGUGUUU
Messenger RNA from Rhodamnia argentea, 641 nucleotides. Its product is annotated as selenoprotein K. The record is from RefSeq and is a predicted model, not a curated record. Gene Ontology annotation, biological process: endoplasmic reticulum calcium ion homeostasis; calcium ion transport. Gene Ontology annotation, cellular component: endoplasmic reticulum membrane; Golgi apparatus. The coding region runs from base 124 to 432 and encodes 102 amino acids. NCBI's taxonomy places the organism in Eukaryota, Viridiplantae, Streptophyta, Magnoliopsida, Myrtales, Myrtaceae. The transcript is spliced from 4 exons.